Molecule: messenger RNA, 911 nt
Organism: Chaetomium strumarium
Lineage: Eukaryota; Fungi; Ascomycota; Sordariomycetes; Sordariales; Chaetomiaceae
Exons: 1
Coding region: 128-748 (206 amino acids)
Source: RefSeq, a predicted model, not a curated record
GGAGGGGAGGAAGUGAUGAUGCCCUUGUUUGUUGUUGAUGGUAGAAAGGGGGGAUGGAUGAGGAGGGGGGUUUCUGUAUCAUUGUAUCAAGCGGCGUUCUUGAUGGGGCGGGUCUAUUACGGCGUUGAUGGUUUGGGCCAGAUAUAAAACGGACGCUAAUUUCAGUUGUCGGGAAAUCUCAUACGGUGUUCUUUUGGGCGACUUGGACUUGGGAUUCGUUCCACAGCUGAAUGCAACCAAGGAGACAAGAAACACUCACUUGCGGGGAUGGCAGCUCUUGCGAACACGACUUGCUUGUCACCAGGACACCAAUGCGUCUCAUUACCUCCCGGAACCCCAAUCCUCUAUCGUACAACUCCGCUGUCCUCCAAAAAAAAAGAAAAUCAAGUCCCAGCUGUACCACCCUUGUAGUUUCUAUCCCUUCCCGAUCAGAUGGCCCAGAUCGAUCCUGGAAACAUCAGACAAGACACAUCCACCACCUUCAAAACUGACACGCCCUCCGCCAUAUCCACGGCCUGCUUGCCCCAAUAAUGCUAUGCACCUAAUCAGAGGGGGCCUAUCCGAUAUCGCUCCGAUCUUCACUUCAAAUCUUGGAUACUCAGGCCGCCCCACGACGGCAUCGAGACAGAAACAAACAAACGAAAUGAAACUUGCGACAACAGAAUGGGACAUAGCUAUCCCCGUCCUCCUCAACAAACAGGGGCAUGCGUGUAAAACUCCAGAGUCCUGGGUGGGGUAUUCCAAUUGAAAAAGCAGAGCCAGACCAAAAAGAUAUCGCACUCGAAAGAUGACGCUCAGUGGAUCGGCUGGCCACAGCCGAAGAAGACGAGGAACGAUGACAUUGGCGCCAAAACCGCCCUUUUGUAUGCUCAGAAAGUGUUGGAUAAAAUAGGAGGGGCGGUUCGAGGUGU